UUGUUUUGGAUCUCUCUCUUUUUUUUUUUUUCCUCUUGUUUUUUUAACGGUUUGACUCUGGCAGUAUUAUCUGUUUUAUUCAUAGACUUUGAUCUUCUUGUUCUUUUCUUUUCUUUUGUUUGCAAAGAACAGACAUUAAGGUGCUUUUUCAGGAAUUGGGUGGAGUUCAGAUUUUCUUAAAAAACAAGAGAUUGGUCUGUGAAAGGGUGGAAAGGUUGAGGAAUUGUAGGAAUGGCAGGCGGUUUUGUGGCAGAUGGGAAGCCUAUGAGAGCGGAUCUUUAUGAAGGAAGAAUUACUAGUUAUUUUGUCUUUACUUGUAUUGUUGCAGCCCUUGGUGGAUCUCUCUUUGGUUAUGAUCUUGGAGUUUCAGGUGGGGUUACGUCCAUGGAUGAUUUUUUGAAGGAUUUCUUCCCAAAAGUAUAUAGAAGGAAGCAGGAACAUCUCAACGAGACGGAUUACUGCAAAUACGAUAACCAACUGCUCACUCUCUUCACAUCUUCUCUCUACUUUGCUGGCCUUGCUUCGACGUUUGGGGCCUCAUACCUUACCAGAACAAGGGGAAGGAGAGCCAGCAUCCUCUUUGGUGCAGUAAGCUUCUUCUUGGGUGCAGUCGUGAAUGCAGCAUCUGUGCACAUCUCUAUGCUCAUCAUCGGCCGUAUCUUUCUUGGUGUCGGCAUCGGCUUCGGCAAUCAGGCAGUUCCUCUGUAUCUAUCCGAAAUGGCACCUACAAAACAUCGAGGGAAAGUUAAUCAGCUAUUCCAACUAACGACUUGCCUUGGAAUUUUGGUAGCAAACAUCAUCAACUACUUCACUGAUAAGAUCCACCCAUGGGGAUGGAGAUUAUCCCUUGGUUUAGCUGCGGUACCAGCGACUUUAAUGUUUGUUGGAGGCCUUUUCCUCCCUGAAACUCCUAACAGCCUUGUAGAACAAGGAAGACUAGAGGAAGCCAAGAGGGUCUUGGAGAAAGUUAGAGGCACCCAGAAAGUCGAUGCGGAAUUCGCCGAUCUCGUGGAUGCUAGCGAGGCUGCACGUGCUAUAAAGCACCCAUUUCGGAACCUUCUCAAGCGAAAGAAUCGCCCACAGUUAGUGAUAGGAGCGCUGGGGAUCCCUGCAUUCCAGCAACUCACUGGCAUGAACUCCAUACUCUUUUACGCUCCUGUGAUCUUCCAGAGCUUGGGUUUCAGUUCUAAUAUAUCUCUGUACUCGUCCAUCAUCACAAACUCGAUGCUUGUUCUUGCUACUUUGGUUUCGAUGACUGUGGUUGACAGGCUGGGAAGGAGAUUUCUGUUCAUAGAAGCUGGUUGCCAAAUGAUAUCAAGUAUUCUUGUUGUUGCCAUAGUUCUGGCUUUGAAAUUUGGCAAAGGGGUGGUCCUCCCAAAAGCAGAUGGUGCUCUUCUGGUGGUCAUGAUUUGCUUGUUCGUCUUGGCUUACGGGUGGGCAUGGGGGCCUUUGGGGUGGUUAGUUCCGAGCGAGAUCUUCCCAUUGGAAACGAGAUCUGCGGGCCAGAGUAUUGUGGUGUGUGUUAAUCUCUUCUUCACAGCAGCAAUUGCACAGUGUUUCCUUGCAUCAUUAUGCCACCUCCGUUAUGGUGUUUUCAUAUUGUUCGCCUGCUUAAUUAUCGUCAUGACCUCGUUUAUUUACUUCCUCCUUCCUGAAACAAAGCAAGUCCCCAUCGAGGAGAUGGCCUACCUUUGGGAGAAUCAUUGGCUCUGGAAGAGGAUUGUAUGCACGCCAGGAAAUAAGGCCAUGACAGAUGUUUAGCUUCAAUAGAAAGAAGACUGGUGUUGAACUUUGAUCUCAUUUUUUUCUUCCAACAAGUAUAAUAUAUGCUCCUGUCAUUACCAAAGGAGUGAGAUUUUAGAAAUUUCUGGGGGAGGACACCAUGUAGACAUGUGUUCUUUCUUAAUUGAAAGAACACAUGUCUACAUGGUUUAAAUUUCUAAAAUUUUAAACAAAGUCCUUUGAAGUAUCUGUUAUUGUCUUCAGAAAUUCUGAACAAAGGUAAUGUGUUUGGGUUGGUUGGUGUUUUAUUGGAAAGCAUAUAAUUCUAAUCU
Magnolia sinica is the source of this 2054-nucleotide messenger RNA. RefSeq names its product sugar transport protein 14. Gene Ontology annotation, cellular component: membrane. The record is from RefSeq and is a predicted model, not a curated record. Gene Ontology annotation, biological process: monosaccharide transmembrane transport. Lineage: Eukaryota; Viridiplantae; Streptophyta; Magnoliopsida; Magnoliales; Magnoliaceae. Bases 232 to 1761 code for a protein of 509 amino acids. The transcript is spliced from 4 exons. Gene Ontology annotation, molecular function: monosaccharide transmembrane transporter activity.